AUGCCAAAUUCAAAUGGAAAUGAUUCAGUAGACUCAACUUCAUUUCGGAGUAUUUUAAAUGGAGUGAAGCGUAUGAGAGAACAGUAUAAUGUUGAUGACCAUGAAGAUGUAUCCGAAAUACGAACAGAACUACAACCUCAACGAGAGACGCAACCAGCGAAUACAAUCAACGAUGUAACGGACAAAACUAAUAAAGUUCCAAGUGCAGAUGAACCUGUGAAAGCCAACGUUCAAAGUUCAAACCAUGAAGCUCAACGAAAUAAUGAAAGAUUGGAUUCUAGCACUUCCAUUAAUAAUCCCUCUAAUACUGCCAGGAGCAAUAAUAGAAUAAAUACAAGAGGAAGCAAUGUACAAACCUAUUCAUCAGUUCAGGUAUCACAGUCGCAGAAGGGAAACCCGCUUUUAACAAAUUCUUUGAUGAAAAGUAUACCUUGGUCAUAUAAUGGAUCAAUUCUUUCAGAUUAUUAUAUUAAUCCAACUUUACAAAUACUAUUUCUUUCAUUAAAAUAUCACAAGUUGCAUCCAGAAUAUAUUUGGCAAAGGUUGAAGAAGUUGAAUAAGGGGUCUACGAUAGUCGAGACUUCAAACGAUAGAGUAUUAAGAUUAUUAUUAGUAGUUGUCGAUAUCGAUGCUCAUCAAGAAAUUUUACGAAAGUUACUGAAUCUUUGUAUUAAGCAAGAUCUCUCGUUGGUGUUAGCUUGGUCAUUUGAAGAGGCUGGAAACUACAUUGCUUUCUGCAAACAGUAUGAAAUGUCAUCUUCUAAAGUAAAGUCGGCAAUUAAGGGUACUAAGAGUUUAGAGUACCAGGCGUGCGUAGUGGACACCCUUACAGGAAUAAGAUCAGUAAACAAAACCGAUUCAGUUAAAUUAUUAGCCAACUGUGGAUCAGUCAAGAAUAUUGUUUUGCAAAGUUGCAAAAGCAACGAAGACGGUGGUUUGAAUAAUAUUCAAGGUUUAGGUGCUAGGAAAUUACUGAACAUGAGGUCUGUCUUCCUGGAACCGUUUAUUUAUAAUAAAGAAUACGAUUAA
This is a messenger RNA of Debaryomyces fabryi, 1029 nucleotides long. RefSeq names its product Rad10p (gene RAD10). Lineage: Eukaryota; Fungi; Ascomycota; Pichiomycetes; Serinales; Debaryomycetaceae. The record is from RefSeq and is a predicted model, not a curated record. The transcript has a single exon. Gene Ontology annotation, molecular function: single-stranded DNA binding; damaged DNA binding. Gene Ontology annotation, cellular component: nucleus; ERCC4-ERCC1 complex; nucleotide-excision repair factor 1 complex. The coding region runs from base 1 to 1029 and encodes 342 amino acids. Gene Ontology annotation, biological process: UV-damage excision repair; mitotic recombination; nucleotide-excision repair.